AUGGCGACUAUCAGUCUUUGGAAGGGCAACACUCGGCUUCCGCCAGAGGUGAACCAGGUUCUCUACGUCCGGAACCUUCCCUUCAUGUACAAUAUCUUCGGCAAGUAUGGCGUCAUUCGCCAGAUUCGCAUCGGCACCAACAAGGACACACGAGGCACUGCCUUCAUCGUCUACGAGGACAUCUACGAUGCCAAGACCACCGUCGAUCACCUCUCUGGCUUCAAUGCCGCCAAUCGAUACCUCAUCGUGCUCUACUAUCAACAGGCCAAGAUGAACAAGAAGUUCGAUCAGAAGAAGAAGGAGGACGAGAUCACUGAUUUGCAGGAAAAGUAUGGCAUCUCUGCUAAAGAUAAGUAG
Messenger RNA from Camellia sinensis, 357 nucleotides. Lineage: Eukaryota; Viridiplantae; Streptophyta; Magnoliopsida; Ericales; Theaceae. The record is from RefSeq and is a predicted model, not a curated record.